Molecule: messenger RNA, 1478 nt
Organism: Aureococcus anophagefferens
Lineage: Eukaryota; Pelagophyceae; Pelagomonadales; Pelagomonadaceae
Exons: 8
Source: RefSeq, a predicted model, not a curated record
GAGCAGGAGCGCAACGCGUUCCUGGAGCGCAUCCAGGCCGAGGAGGUCCGCCGCGAGCAGGCCCGCAUCGCGGCCGCGCGGCCCGUGCCGCCGCCGCCGAACCGCGCGACCGGCGCGGGCGACGACAGCGACGAGGGCUGGGAGGAGAGCGACGAGGACGAUCCCGUCGAGGACCUCAUCCACCGCGAGCGCAUCCGCGAGCGCGACCUGCUGCGGACGCCCGGCUGCCUCGCCCUCGGCCGCAAGGCCUUCCGCCUCGAGGACAUGCCGCGCGUCACGGAGCGCGACCGCGAGAUCCUGCGGCGCGUGCUCUACAUCCUCCGCGAGGCCGAGCGGCGCAACUGCGGCGAGCUCGAGGUCCCGCGGCCGCGGGAGUGGGCGAACUCCGAGCUCGGCGACACGAUGACGACGGAGGCGAUCCGCGCGCGCUUCGACCUGCGGCGCGACGACGGCGUCUUUUUUUUUGUGCGCCUCCAGCGCCUCUUCCCGAACCACAACUUCCGCCUCUCGUGGUCCGUGCGCUUCAACGUCGUCGUCCAGACCAUCGACGCGAUCGCGCUCGACUCGAACCUCGAGCUCACGCGCGUCGACAUGGAGGUCCGCCGCUCCACGGUCGGCGUCUACGAGGACUCGCUCGCCUGCCAGCUCCUGGGCCAGACCUACUACGUCCACCCGGACAAGACGAUCAAGAUCACGGUCGACCUCGUCGUCACGAGCGAGGUCAUCGGCGCGUUCCCGCGCACGGCCCCGGGCCGCGCCGAGGUCCACAUCAAGGAGCUGGGCUUCCACUUUGCCAUGCACGUCAAGAACCGCAUGCUCAAGAAGUGCUGCUACACGCUCUACCUGCUCGAGCUCGCGGACAGGCUCCGGUCCGAGGCCUCCCGCGAGACCCUCAAGACGGCGCGCAAGAACGUCGUCGAGGCCGAGGGCGAGUACCAGCUCGCGCUGUCGAACUACCGCCAGAUGGAGCUCUGGUGCUUCUUCAAGCUCGACAUGGCCCUGCUCGCGCGCCCGACGCUCGCGGGCGUCAUCCGCAAGUUCGCGAACGCGAUCGCGCGCAAGGCCGCCGAGGCCCGCGGCGAGACCUUCGUGCCCACGCCCUACGACGAGACGGCCGUCGACGCCGUCGUCGUGACGGCGGUCCCGCCCGUCGCGCCCGUCGUCGCGCCGGAGCCCGCGCCGCCGGCCGUCGCGGCCAUGGACGCGCGAAGCCCGCAUCCGUCGUUUGCACUGGUCUCGGCGCCGGCGGGGCCGCCGCUCAAGGCGCUCGAGGGCAUGACGCGCAAGGAGCUGGACGCGGAGCUCGACGCGGCGGGCGUGCCGAAGAAGGGCCGGGCCGUCAAGCACACCGCGAUCGAGGUCCUCUGCGACCUCGUGCGCCGCCUCCGCGCCGGCGAGCCCGCGGCGUCGCUCAAGGUCCCCCGGAAGCCCAAGUCCGCGGAGGAGCUGUUCGUCCUCGACAAGGCGGAGCAGCUCGC